AUGACCAGACCCCAGAUGAUUCGCGCAGACACUAUUGAUCUACAAAGUCACGACACGCCUUCUGCUAAGAAACACAAAUCUCCUUCGUCGAACGCAGCGCCGAACGGGUCACUCGCGCCGCACCAGGCUGAGACUUUGCGCGAAGUUGAAGACGACAGGGCUGGCGAGGAAGCUCGAAGUCCUAGGAUCUCGUGGACCGAUGGUGAUAACAGUAGCGAUUUGCAGCAAUACGCCGAACAACUCGCGAACUCCUUGAAUGGCAACAAGAUGCAAUCCGAAGAUGCGCUCGCAAUCGCGCAGAAUGGAGGCAUCGUGGGGAAUGGCUCCGACGAUGGCGACAUGGACGCCGACGCGGGUGAUGACCUUGAUGAUGACAUGAUGGAUAAGAUUUCGAGUUCUCCUUCAAUUGAAGAUGGUGGGUACACCCUUCCGCCUCCUGCUUGGCCACGGCGCGUCGACUCGCUACGUCCUCUGGCCCUGCAUUCCGUUUCCCUCAACUUUCCAGCACCCAGCGAGAUGAGACUACCUUCACCGUGUCUCGAAUCCGCUGAACACCCAUCUAUACAACCCCCAGAUCAGCAGGCAAGCAAGGCUUCUGCUUACAAGUCAAAUUGUCAUCAUCCUUUUCCUGACGAAACAGGACGGUAUAUCGAAAAGGGGAACAUCGACCAACGCGUUACCUCCGAGUCACAAUCAAAGACCGUGAACUUCUCUUUGAAACGUCAAUCGAGCGCGCAAACUAUCGAGACCGAGCUAGACGAAGAACAAUUCGCCAUUUCGCCAUAUUAUCUACUUCCUUAUGAUGCCUCCGAAGAGGAUGAUGAUGACCAUGACAAUAUUUCUUUGACCACUAAUACUAGAUUCCUUGAUGUUGGUUGGGGUGGUAAAGACUUACAAGACUUAGAGGACAUCGAUUUCGAGUUCGUUUACGCUCUCCACACUUUCGUCGCUACGGUCGAGGGUCAGGCCAAUGCUACCAAAGGCGACACCAUGGUGCUGCUGGACGAUAGCAAUAGUUACUGGUGGCUUGUAAGGGUGGUUAAGGAUAGUAGCAUAGGAUACUUACCAGCAGAACACAUCGAGACGCCUACUGAAAGGCUAGCACGUCUCAACAAGCAUCGGAACAUCGACUUAUCGGCAACAAUGCUUGGCGACCAGGCAGAGAAGACCAAGGGCACUGCUAUAAAGACUGCCAUAAGGAGAAGAAAGAAAACCGUCACUUUCACGGCUCCCACUUAUGUUGAUUAUUCCGACCCCGAGUUUUCCAGUGACGAGGAUGACGAGGAUAGCGAAAAGGAACUCGAAGAGCAGGGUUCACAGCACCAGAAGCAAGAGCAGAAAGAGUCUGCCGAUGAUGUCUCUGAUGAUGAAUCCGCAAAGGUGGAACCGCUCAAGCCUAGGGGUCUACAGAAACAGGUCAAAUCGGACUCUACUAAGACCGACGACAAGGACAGUACGCUGUCGCCUGUUCAAAAUGACCGCAGGGAUAGCAGCGAUAUUUUCGAUCAUAAGGGUGAGCGGGUUACAAGGAACGGUACUGUUAGGAACACGGAUUCUUUCUUCAAGGAUGAGACGAUAGAGACUAAGAAGAUCACGUUGACUCCUGGUCUGUUACGGGACGAUAACGAGCCCCGUAUCUCAAGCGACUCGAAGGAGUCACUGCGGCUACGACCAAGUUUGGACAAAGAGCUUACGCCUGACAGAAACAAGGACGAUAAGAAGAAGCGAGAGAAGGAUAAAAAGGAGAAAGAAAAGAAGCCAAGCGCGAUUCGGAGUUUCUUCUCGAGGAAGGAUAAGAAAAAGUCCCUUGAUGAUGACGACGAUUCGUUUGGCAAGAGGUCCCUGGAUGUCGCUGCUGAAAUAACGGAGAAGGAAGCGGAUGAAGCGCACGCAGCCGACGCGGACCUGUCGUCUGAAAAGGCUAACGGACCUCAGCGGAACACAAGCAAACUUCAGAAACAUCAGCCCAGGACCGACUCUUCGCCCAAUCGCAAACCUGCCAUCGCGCCGUUACAGGUUGGUUCGGAGCGCGGUCCUAUGCUGGCGUCAGAAGCUAGAAGUAACAAUGUAGCGAACGUACCGCCGGCGACACUAAGGAUAGUGGAGUCUGAUCGGCUUGAAAGUCCAGACCGAUCAUCUCAGAAGAAUGAGAAGGGCGGCUCGAGGUCGGUCGUCACGAAGGAAAGCAAGCCACAGAAGGUUACCAAAGCGAAGUCAAGACUUGAGCUCGAUGACUUCGAUUCGCCCGAGGAAGAUGAAAUUGCGUCACAAUCGGUCAGGACACCUCCGGAAUCCACACGGCAACCUCCCGAGACGAAGCAAACGCGACCAACUCUGCCGGGAACAUACCCAGAUAGUUAUGUCAGCACUCAAACGUCAGUAUCGGAGCUCAGUGACCAAACAGUAAAGCCCCAACGCCCCAUCGACGAAGAGCGGCUCUCGGAAUCUCCUGUUCAGGUCUCGCCCGUCAUGUCAUCGAAUCCGCCUGCUCUCAUGGUCGAUACUUCUAGUCAGGAAGGCCAGUCAUCUCCUGCAUCAUCUCCAUCGCCAGAGCUAGUAGAUACGGACAACAGGACUCACGGAAAGCAAGACUCGGUGGCGACAUCGACGUCAGCAGCGACUACGCCGACUUGGAACGACGCCAACCUUCGCGCAUUCUUCGACUCGGGCACCGAUAUCCGGGAUCUGCUGGCCAUCGUCUACGACAAGAACGACGUGGCGCCCGCGGGCCCCGAACAUCCUGUUAUUGGCUCUCUGUUCCGUGAGCAGAAUGCAAGAUUAGCUGAAAUUACGACGCAAUUGGAUAAUAUGCUCGGGGACUGGUUAGCCCGCAAGCAACGGCUUCGAGGCACGGUGUAG
Molecule: messenger RNA, 2859 nt
Organism: Daldinia decipiens
Lineage: Eukaryota; Fungi; Ascomycota; Sordariomycetes; Xylariales; Hypoxylaceae
Exons: 6
Coding region: 1-2859 (952 amino acids)
Biological process (GO): establishment or maintenance of actin cytoskeleton polarity
Cellular component (GO): microtubule cytoskeleton; cell tip
Molecular function (GO): protein binding
Source: RefSeq, a predicted model, not a curated record